Linepithema humile (Argentine ant) is the source of this 2377-nucleotide messenger RNA. It is a transcript of the gene bora, whose product is annotated as aurora kinase A activator-like protein bora. Lineage: Eukaryota; Metazoa; Arthropoda; Insecta; Hymenoptera; Formicidae. Gene Ontology annotation, molecular function: protein kinase binding. Gene Ontology annotation, biological process: regulation of mitotic spindle organization; regulation of mitotic nuclear division; activation of protein kinase activity. Gene Ontology annotation, cellular component: cytoplasm; nucleus. The record is from RefSeq and is a predicted model, not a curated record.
AGAGUUCAAAACAAUUCAAAAGUUUUAAUUAUUGCAGUGUUGCAUGUAAUUUUACAGUAAACUCCAAUGUGCAAUUUAUAAACAGUCGUUAGAGAAAUAUCGCUGUUACUUAUACUCUAAAAUAAUUGACGAAAUUGACAAAGUUUCGUAGCUAUAACUGAAUUUGAACGUAAGAAUCUCGAAGCAAACGUGAAUUUCAUAGGUUGAAAAGUCCCCCACCGGCAAAAAGGAAUACAUCUCUGUGACUCGUUUUGUAAUGGAACAAUCGAGAUGGGAUAUGUCGAACAAAGUGCGGAAGUGCGAGAGCCCAUUGAUAAAUAAUCUCUGGAUGCAUAAGACCCCAAAUAAGCAACAUGAGGCCGGUACGAAACAAACGACAUGCCAAAGCAACACGCAACGUUUGCCAUUUUCCAUCCUACAGAGUCACAUCACUCCACCAUCCAAAUUGAGAAAAUUCAUUAAAAAUCCAUUCGAACCGGAUUUGACUAACAGAUUGCAUCAGUCCGUAAUUAGUCCAACUGUAUUCACUAAGGCUCCAAAUCAGUUACAAGGGUCACCGGGGUUUACAUGGAAUAUAGAGGAGUUAGCGCAGCUACAACCGGCAAAGAUCGAGGAAUCUCCCAUACAGCAAUUUGAUGUCUUGGAUCAAGAACUAGAGACAAAAGCUCAAGUAGCUAUAGAUCGAUUUUUCAAGCAGAAUCAGAUCAUUCCUAGUCCAUGGAAUGUUAAACAACAGAAAAAUAUACCAUGUAUAUCCUCGGAUACCCCUAGUAGACCUAUAUGUGAUUUAAAUUCUACUAAGGAACUUUCUAAAUUAAAAAAAGAUGUGUGGUGUCAAACAGUAUUGUCUUUACCUUUGAAUUUGCCACAAAAUGUCGAGGAAGCUUUGAAGCCGUUUUAUGUCUUCACUCAGGAACAAAAUACAGAAAACGAUGAUGCAAAUUUGAGCAAUAAUUCAUUGAGAAGAAAAUUAUUUUUUAAUCAUGAUGAAUGUGCUAACAAUGAAAGUAUUGCAUCUUUGUCGCCAGUUAAAAUGAGUGAAUCCAUGUUGUUGUCUUGCAGCCCUCCUCAAAGUGGUAUGUUUGUUCAUGGCAGAUUAAAGAUGCUGCAAAGUAGGCGACACAGCGACGAAUUGUCUACAGCAAAAUCUGAACAUUUAUCAUCACCUAACAUUUCACCGAUAUAUAAUGCUGAAAACAAUAUGUUGCAUGAAAAGGUCGGGCAUUCUUCUCAUUCGGCCACUCAGCUAGAUUUUAUGAUGGACAUAAGCAUGGAUAAUAUACCUCUGGAAAAAAAACAAAUUUCGAUUAAUGAUUGCGAAAAGUUGUCAGAUCAUGAAAAUGAUAAACGUAUCGAGGAAGAUCAUAUAUUAAUUGGUCAUAAAAUUGAUCAUAAAACAAAUUUAGAUGAAUCUGUUAAUAUGGUGGAAUUACCAAGAUAUUUAAAUACAGUUGACAACACUGUAUAUUCCAGCGAUGUGAUAUUUAGUGAUAAAGAUCAUAAUAAUGGUGCUAGUUUAAAAAUGAUGACUGAGAUGCAAAAUUUCACACGGGGAAGUUAUAAGCGGAGUAAUGUAAUGUCUGGCGCGUUCACUCAACAAAGUAUCUCAAAUACGGUUCAGGACACCGGCUAUCAAACUUAUAGUAUGAAUAACACAAUGCACAUGGCAGACAGUUACAGCGAUACUUCGGUAAGUCACAAAACUCAUUGUAACGAACGAAUAGUAACGUCUAAGGAUAAUGUUCAACUAUCUUGGAAAGAAAAUAUGAGCAAUGUAUUCAGUUCUACGCCUUCUAAAUGUAAUAAAGAAAAUGGAAGUUGAACAAUUAUCAGAUUCUGAACGGAGAUAAUUAAAUGCUUGGGCCAUUAUCAUAUGAUUACCAUCGCAAAUAGAGCAAACAUGUAUAAUCUUUUUUUUAACCACCGAAUUAUAUUUGUCAUUAUCAUUAGUCGAUUAAAUUAUACAACGUUCUUUAACAUCUCAAUUUACUAUCCACUAUUACUUUUGCUUCUUUUAAAAAAUUGCCUUUUUGAAAUUCAAUUGAUUUGGCUCUAAAUGUCAAUUAAUUAUCUCACAAAUGCUAUUCUAAAUUGUAAAUAUUUUUAUCUCAAUGUGUCUUGCACAAAUUCUUUUUCAAUACUUUUGCAUAAUUAACACUGUUUUCCUCGUUAAAAUAUUUGAAGCACUUUUCAACAAUUGCUAUGAAAACAUUAACUUCAAAUUGCUCAACAAAAAAAUACUUACGUUUUUUAACUCUUAACAAUUUGAUGUAUAUAUUGCGAUGUAUUACGAUAUAUAUCCUAGUAACUAGGCAUAUCAAAUGUUAUGCUUAAGAAAAGGAGAUGCUAAAUGAAAAAUAUACUCUUCAUAAUUUUC